Messenger RNA from Herpailurus yagouaroundi (jaguarundi), 956 nucleotides. It is a transcript of the gene ECHS1, whose product is annotated as enoyl-CoA hydratase, short chain 1. Bases 40 to 912 code for a protein of 290 amino acids. The transcript has 8 exons. The record is from RefSeq and is a predicted model, not a curated record. NCBI's taxonomy places the organism in Eukaryota, Metazoa, Chordata, Mammalia, Carnivora, Felidae. Gene Ontology annotation, cellular component: mitochondrion. Gene Ontology annotation, molecular function: catalytic activity. Gene Ontology annotation, biological process: fatty acid beta-oxidation.
GGCGGCUCCGCGGGGCGGGGCGACUCGUCCCGGAGCGCCAUGGCCGCCCUGCGCGCCCUGCUACCCUUUGUCCGCGGCCCGCUGCGCCCCCGGCUCGGCUGCGCGGCCCUGCGCGCCUUCGCCUCGGGUGCUGACUUUCAGUACCUCAUCACAGAAAAGAAGGGGAAGGACGGCAACGUGGGGCUGAUCCGACUGAACCGCCCCAAAGCGCUCAACGCGCUCUGCAAUGGCCUGAUCGUGGAGCUCAACCAGGCACUGGACGCCUUUGAGGAGGACCCCGCUGUGGGGGCCAUCGUCCUCACGGGUGGGGAGAAGGCAUUUGCAGCUGGAGCCGACAUCAAGGAGAUGCAGAGCCGAACGUUCCAGGACUGUUACUCCGGCAUGUUUUUGAGCCACUGGGACCGACUUGCCCGGGUUAAGAAGCCAGUCAUAGCUGCUGUCAAUGGCUACGCCCUUGGUGGCGGCUGCGAACUUGCUAUGAUGUGUGACAUCAUUUAUGCCGGAGAGAAAGCCCAGUUUGCGCAGCCGGAAAUCCUACUAGGAACCAUCCCAGGUGCAGGGGGCACCCAGAGACUGACCCGUGCUGUUGGAAAGUCACUGGCCAUGGAGAUGGUCCUCACUGGUGACCGGAUCUCUGCCCAGGAUGCCAAGCAAGCAGGUCUUGUAAGCAAAAUUUUUCCUGUGGAGACACUGGUCGAAGAAGCCAUCCAGUGUGCGGAGAAAAUUGCCAGCAAUUCCAAAAUCAUAGCAGCAAUGGCCAAAGAGUCCGUGAAUGCAGCUUUUGAAAUGACAUUAACAGAGGGAAACAAGUUGGAGAAGAAGCUCUUCUAUUCAACGUUCGCUACUGAAGACCGGAAGGAAGGGAUGACUGCAUUUGUGGAAAAGAGAAAGGCCAGUUUCAAAGACCAGUGAGCGCCUCUGUCUCCGCCUUGAAGUCUCUACUUAAAGAGAGAAAA